AUGUCCAGCUCCGACGCACAAACAUUCAUUGCCGGCGUUAAGGUCUCCUUCAAGGAUGUCCCCACAACUCCCGGUGUAGACACCGUCAGCUUCCUUGGAGCUUCCGAGUCCCUGGUUGGACUCUUCGAUAUCCUAGGUUCGACCUCCUUCGGCCCUGUCAAGUCGGAUUUGAAUGGAAACAUUACCAAACUCCAAAAGCGUUACGACGCCGCAAAGGAGAAAUCCGGAACUCUCCAGGAACUCGUUCUUGCAGAGCGGGCCGAGAAGAAGAAGGACGCUACUGAAGGUCUCGUUUGGUUGCUCAGAGGUCUUGACUUCACUGCCAGAGGUAUCCGUCACAACCUCGAUAACCCAACUGAAGAACUCGCUACUUCUUUCCAACACGCCUACGAUGGGACUCUUAAGCAAUACCACAACUUCGUGGUUAAGGGAAUCUUCAGCGUUGCUAUGAAGGCUACCCCAUACCGCAAGGAUUUCUACCCCAAGGUUGGAGACGAGGCAAGUAUCAAGGAGUGGCUUGAGGCCCUUGAGAAGAAUGUCACCAUCCUUCAAAAAUUCUACGAUGACACCCCAGAAGCCAAGUUCUAG
Molecule: messenger RNA, 588 nt
Organism: Orbilia oligospora ATCC 24927
Lineage: Eukaryota; Fungi; Ascomycota; Orbiliomycetes; Orbiliales; Orbiliaceae
Exons: 4
Coding region: 1-588 (195 amino acids)
Biological process (GO): ceramide transport; intermembrane lipid transfer
Cellular component (GO): cytoplasm; cytosol; membrane
Molecular function (GO): ceramide 1-phosphate transfer activity; ceramide 1-phosphate binding
Source: RefSeq, a predicted model, not a curated record